Molecule: messenger RNA, 2465 nt
Organism: Carassius carassius (crucian carp)
Lineage: Eukaryota; Metazoa; Chordata; Actinopteri; Cypriniformes; Cyprinidae
Product: monocarboxylate transporter 5-like
Exons: 9
Coding region: 353-1963 (536 amino acids)
Biological process (GO): monocarboxylic acid transport; transmembrane transport
Molecular function (GO): monocarboxylic acid transmembrane transporter activity
Source: RefSeq, a predicted model, not a curated record
ACAGCCGGCACGCAUUGUAUCCGAUCUGUGUCUCGAUCUGUGCCGGUCCGAGGGGUCAAAUGUGACCCCCGAGAGACUGGGAGCAAAUUUUCAGAAAGUAGGGGAAAUCAACCACAGGGAGUCCAGCCAUGGUCAGGGAUGACUUUGACAAGACAUACAAGCCCUUUGCAGGAGCUGUCACCGGGGAAUCUACAGAUGUUACCUGCAGCUUAACUGACACGCCCACGAGGAGGUGUCUGUCCAAAUCAAGUCUUAACAAGUGAAACCUGGUAUAAAGGGACUAAUAUCCUUACAGGAAAUAUGUGAUGGUAAGGCUGCCAAAAUCUCCUGCUCUGAGAAAAAAACUAAGUCCAUGAAGAAGGAAAAGAAGGUUGUGUAUGUGGAUCCACCAGAUGGCGGUUGGGGUUGGAUGGUGGUUCUGCACUGUUUCCUGGUGAAUGUGUUGGUAAUGGGUACAUUGAAGAGCUUUGGGAUCUUCUUUGUGGCAUUGCAGGAUGAGUUUGGAGGCUCGUCAGAGAGCAUCAGCUGGAUUGGAUCCAUCAUGUCUAGCCUCAGGCUCUCCGGAGGUCCGUUGGCCUCGGUGGCCUGUGCCAAGCUGGGCAACAGGGUUACCUCCAUAGUGGGGGCACUUCUCGUCAGUGCCGGCUUUAUCUCCAGCUUAUUUGCCACCAAUGUGAUUUACCUUUACAUUAGCAUGGGGAUAGUUGUUGGUCUCGGGUUUGCUCUUCUUUAUCAGGCCACAUCUGUUGUAACAGUGACUUAUUUCCGAAAGAGGCUUGCAACUGCAUAUUCUAUUGGCCGCUCUGGCAUGGGUUUGACCUUUGCCCUUGCUCCUUUCACUCAGCUGCUUUUGGAUCAUUAUGCUUGGCAGGGAGCUCUGUUGAUUUUGGGAGGUCUCAUGCUGAACCUGGUGGCUUCUGGGAUGCUUUUGCGGCCCAUUAACAUUAUACCUCCAACUCCAACACCCAUGUCAAACUCCCCUCUUCAUAAAGCUGGAUCUGAGAAAGAAACUCUUAAGAAUCAUAUGAAUGGCAGCACAUCUUUGUCCAAUGGCACUUCCAAAAUGGACAGCUCAUCUCCCAUUUACAGGGACACACUUAUAAUAGAGAACCCUGUUCAUGAACAGAACACUCUUCCACAUCUGGAACUCAAAAAGUCCAUCCAGAAUGGGAUGAGCAGUACAGACGGCAACCAAAUUAAAACUUCCCCCACGAUGAAUGGGGUUUCUCCUGUGGACUCAUUUCUCGAGAACAACAAAACAGAAAAACUUCCUGAAAACCCACAAAAAGUGCUGGACUUCUCACUGUUGAAGAACCCUUUCUUUUGCAUCUACACCUGGUCGCUGGUCUUCAGUCAGCUGGCAUAUUUUAUACCUUACUUCCAUUUGUCUGCAAGGGCCCGGAACCUGGGCAUCGACCCUAUGGAUGCUUCCUUCAUCAUCUCUGUGGCUGGUAUAACAGAGACGGUGGCCCAACUUGCAUCUGGCUGGGUGACAGACAGGAAUCUGGUUCACAAAUAUCACUACCAUAAGGCCUACCUGAUCCUGUGUGGUGUGGUCAAUCUUCUCUCCCCUCUUGCCACCUCAUACAUCUUGCUCAUGGUCUACGCUGUCUUCUUUGCCAUCUUCUGUGGGGGGUACAUGGCUCUUCUACUUCCUGUAUUGGUUGACUUGGUGGGUUCUGAAAAGCUGAACAACUCGAUGGGUUUUUCAAUGUUCUUUGUGGGGCUUGGCUGUCUCACAGGUCCUCCUCUGGCAGGCUUCCUGUACGACUACACUCAGACCUACGACUGCUCCUUCUACCUGGCAGGAGUGUGUUAUCUGUUAUCAUCAGUUUCUCUUUUCCUCGAGCCUCUGGCGAGGCGCUGGCAAGCCCGAAAGAAGCGGCUAGAGAUGCUAAAUGAAGAAAUGAUGUGGAGUAACGGCUGUUUCUGCCCGGCGCCUCAGAGGAAUGGUGUUGUAUAAUAAAGGAAUAAAUUCAAAGCCAUUUUACUUUCCACCAUGUCAUGUGGUUCACAUUCUGAAGGCUGAUCGGAAGAGGACCUAACCUGAACAUUUGGUCGGGACCACAGCGUGGCAAGCAAAUGAACGUUCAUUUGAAUGCAGAGAACAGGAAGUUAAUGCUUUAAUGCAAACUAUUUUGUUAGUGGGUUCAUUUGAAUGGAUUGUGUUGAAUUGUUUUUAUAUAAAUUAAUAUAAACAAAUAGUAAGCUUCUCUCACCAACAUAUUUAAUGGCAUUCAGUUUAGCACAAGUACAAGAGUCUUUGUCACUACAUAAGCUUUUAUGUUACGGCACAUGAUGAAUCGUGAUCUUGCUACAUUAGAAAGUUACUCAGAUGCUUCCACCGAUAUGAUGGUAAUUUUGUAUCACAAGACACAUUUUACUCACCUAGGCAAAUAUACUAGUACUGAAAUAAGAGUAUUUUGUCAGAUGGUGAUGGGUCAAUGCAAUAAGCCUAUUAAGAC